Messenger RNA from Ostrinia furnacalis (Asian corn borer), 1651 nucleotides. It is a transcript of the gene Pef, whose product is annotated as penta-EF-hand domain containing protein peflin. The coding region runs from base 233 to 1294 and encodes 353 amino acids. NCBI's taxonomy places the organism in Eukaryota, Metazoa, Arthropoda, Insecta, Lepidoptera, Crambidae. The transcript is spliced from 4 exons. Gene Ontology annotation, molecular function: calcium ion binding; protein binding. The record is from RefSeq and is a predicted model, not a curated record.
CUUUAUAAAAGAAAAUGGCGACCGAAGCUAUCGCCGUAAAUAUGUUUAGUUGUUUUUCGAAAUUGUGUUUACUGGCACCCAUAAAAUGCAAUUUUUCUAUAACGUGCGAAUAAGUGAAGUGAAAUAUUGUGAGAACUAUACAAGAGUGUUAUGUUUACAUUUGAAAUUAUGUAAGAACAAAGACUCAAAUCUUCGUUCCCUUCGUGGAUGAUUUUGGCACCUGCACAAAUGAAUGAAAAUGGGAGACUCCUAUUUGUUGUUGUUUAUAACAAUUUUACUCCUAAUACGAGCUUCAGUAGAAAAUGAGAGCAAUGACUGUCCACUAAAAUGUGAUUGUUUGAAGCAAUAUGUGGAUUGUUCACGCAAGAAUCUCGUAUCUGUGCCAAAAAUUCCUCAGUGGGUGGAACAAUUGGAUCUCAGUUACAAUCGAUUGAGUGGAAAUGUAACUGGAAGUUUGGAUAAUUUAAUGAGCUUGAAAGUACUAAAAUUAGACAAGAACUUGCUUCACCAUAUUCCAGAUAUUUUGAAACAUGAAGAAAUUCAAGAAGUUAGUCUAAACCGAAAUAUGAUUGGUUCCAUAGAUCCAGGUCAAACGGGUUACGGACAACCGGGCCAACCUGGCUAUGGACAACCUGGACAACAGGGUUACGGGCAACCCGGACAACAGGGUUACGGGCAACCCGGACAACAGGGUUACGGGCAGCCUGGACAACUGGGUUACGGAGGACAACCACAAGGCGGUGGACUCGAAAUGGGCCACGGUCCAUAUCCAUCAAUUGGGGCGGGAGGAACCAUCUCCCCACAAGUACAGCAAUGGUUCCAAGCUGUAGAUAAAGACCGAUCUGGAUUUAUCACGGCUCCCGAACUAAAAGCUGCGCUUGUAAAUGCACAAGGCCAGACAUUUUCAGAAACGGCGUGCAACUUGAUGAUUGGAAUGUUCGAUAAGGAUCGUUCCGGCCAUAUCAACGUUGAAGAGUUUGACAAGUUGUACACCUACAUCAACCAGUGGCUGGCGGUUUUCAAAACAUAUGACACUGAUCAAUCUGGACAAAUCGAUGAACAAGAACUCUCUAAGGCUUUGACCCAAAUGGGUUUUCGGUUCACACCAGAAUUUAUCGGGUUUUUAUCUAAGAGAUCUAAAGAAGGAAAGAUAUCAGUGGACCAUUUCAUAGUGUUAUGUGUGCAAAUACAACGUUUCACUGAAGCAUUUAGAGUGCGCGAUACCCAAAAAAACGGAACCGUGACUAUUGGCUUCGAAGAUUUUUUAAACGUAGCUCUAAGUUGCUCUAUCUGAAAGAAAAUAUAAUUAAAUAUAUAAGAUGGAGUCACAUUCCUGCAAUGCUUUUAUGACACUAAUGCAAUAUAAUGCCCAUUUUUUGUGGAGAAAUCUCAGCCAUGUCCAACACCCACUGAUGAUCUUCAAAUGUAUCACAAAAUACCUACAAAGAGGUAAGGCCUACAAGUUUCAUGAGUACCUGUUAAUGUAAUUCAGUUCUAUCAUUUGCCUAUUUAUUGUUACCAUUCUGUGUUGAUUAGGUACACAGGCUAAUCUAAGCCAAGUUAUUCAGACAGGUGUUGUGUAAUUUUAUAAGUAAACAACACUAUUUUUUAUACAAUCAUAAUAGAUAAAUAAAAUAUGCUUAUUAAAAUA